Molecule: messenger RNA, 2239 nt
Organism: Cyprinodon variegatus (sheepshead minnow)
Lineage: Eukaryota; Metazoa; Chordata; Actinopteri; Cyprinodontiformes; Cyprinodontidae
Gene: ccnk
Product: cyclin K
Exons: 11
Coding region: 132-1760 (542 amino acids)
Biological process (GO): regulation of transcription by RNA polymerase II; positive regulation of DNA-templated transcription, elongation
Cellular component (GO): cyclin/CDK positive transcription elongation factor complex; nucleus
Molecular function (GO): cyclin-dependent protein serine/threonine kinase activator activity
Source: RefSeq, a predicted model, not a curated record
GUAUAAAGGAAAAUGGCGGUGUCCUUGUUACAAUGGGGGCUGUUGGUACUCACUCGUUAGCCAAUGUAGUGUGAAGAACUGCGAUUUAUUCUAACAUUUGUCUCCUCUAUGGGAUUUAUCCAAACGCAUACAUGAUAAAGUCCAGCUCAGCAGGUCCAUCCACUUCUUCCCCACAAACGAUGAAGGAACCCAAGGAGAACAUGAGUGGCCAAGCAACUCUGGACCACAUCAAGCCCUGCUGGUACUGGGACAAGAAGGACUUGGCACACACCCCCUCUCAGUCAGAGGGGCUUGACCCUGGCACAGAGGCUCGUUAUAGGAGGGAGGGAGCCCGCUUCAUAUUCGACGUUGGAACCCGCCUUGGCCUGCACUAUGACACACUUGCCACGGGCAUCAUAUAUUUCCAUCGUUUCUACAUGUUUCACUCCUUCAAGCAGUUUCCCAGAUAUGUAACUGGAGCUUGUUGCCUUUUCCUGGCUGGAAAAGUGGAGGAGACCCCGAAGAAAUGUAAAGAUAUCAUUAAGACAGCCCGGAGCUUGUUGAAUGAUGUACAGUUUGCCCAGUUCGGAGAUGAUCCAAAGGAAGAGGUAAUGGUUUUGGAGAGGAUCUUGCUCCAGACUAUCAAGUUUGACCUGCAGGUGGAGCACCCCUACAUGUUCCUGCUGCGCUACGUCAAGCAGCUCAAAGGAGAGAAGAAUAAAGUCUGCAAGGUGCUUCAAAUGGCCUGGACCUUUGUCAAUGACAGCCUCUGCACUAUGCUUUCCCUUCAAUGGGAGCCAGAAAUCAUCGCAGUGGCUGUGAUGUACCUGGCAGGCCGCCUGUGUAAAUUUGACAUCCAGGAGUGGACGGCUAAGCAGUCAUCCCGCCGCUGGUGGGAGCAGUUCGUCCAGGAUGUCCCUGUUGAGCUUCUGGAAGACAUCUGCCACCAGAUCCUGGAUCUGUACUCCCAGGGAAACAAGCCCAUCCCGCAGCAGAUCCAGGAGAAGGAGCGCGCCUCCGCUACUCCGACAUCUAUUCCUCCGGUACCACAGGGUCAGCCCCCAGCGGCAAACCCUCCUCCCCCUCCUCCUCCUAAGAAGACCUCCCCUCAGGUUGGCAGCCCUGCACGCCAACUCAAACGAUCACAUACAUCUCCGAAAGAUGAACCCAAACCUCCAGAACAAGCUGGGUCAAAGAUCCCCAGACUGGAGAGCCCUAUGCCCCCCCUGCCUGCAUCCCAGCCUCCCCCAGCUCCUCCUGCAGAGGCUGAACCAGGAAGUGAAGCUGCUCCUCCACUUCCACAUGCCCCACCCCCACACCAGCCUCCUCCCUUACCCCACCGCCCUCCACCACCGCCACCCUCCAACUACCUUAUGUCCACCACCAGCUCCUACAUGUCAGGAGAGGGCUACCAAAGCCUGCAGUCCAUGAUGAAGACUGAGGGUCCCCCCUACACCCCCAUGCCCCCCAGCUACCCACCUCCAAUCCCACCGUAUCAUCCGCAUGUCUAUCAAACAGCUGCAGCACCACCUCCAGGUCCGCCGCCUCCUCCAUCCACCUACCCUCCACCCAGCCUGGCCCCUACUUACCCUCCACCAGGCUACAACAGCUACCCUCCACCACCGCCUCCUCGUAUGCCCCCAGGCCACGUUCCACCUCCAGGGAUCACGCUCCCUCCUGCUGGGUACCCUCCUCCACCCCCCGUGCCUCCAGGACAGUCCCAAGUGCCCCUGCCCCCUCCACCAGGAAUGCCCCUCAACCGCGGUGGCUGGAUGAGAUGAUCUCCAAACAGUUGAUUUGAGACUGCUCCAACCAGAAUGUCAGGUUUUCCUGUCACAAACUAAGAGAAAUUCAACUGAUUUCUCUUUGGUAAAGCUGAGAAUAAACAGCUGAGUUGGAAAUAAACUUGAAAUGACAAGUCGGGUCUGGGAAGUAUUUUUAGGAAAUAUAUUCCAGCUGAUCACGUUCAAAGGUUUUGAUUCCUACACAAAGCUACUGACUAACCAUUAGAAUCCAUUCACUGAGAAUGUACUGAGAAACAGCAGCCCCCUGUUUCUCUCUGUAUCACACGUACAUCUUCUAUGGUCUUCUAUGGCAUCGCAAAGAGAGGUUCCAGUUGAUUUUCUUUUUUUUCUUUCAUUUAAAUCAUGUCCUUUGCAUCUUCUAUAGUUCUGUUGCUUUUUUUUUAUGUUGCCUUCUGUUGCUCACCUUCUUUCGCAUUGUCUCCAGUUUUUUGGAAAAACAAAAUAUGAAAUUGUCG